AUGCGGCCCCGCCGCCCCUCUGCUACGCGGCCCGCCGCCCUCUGCUACGCGGCCCCCGCCGCCCUUCGAUCGCGGCCCCGCCGCCCCUUUACCCACGCGGCCCCGCCGCCCCUGCUACGCGGCCCCGCCGCCCUCUGCUACGCCGGCCCCGCCGCCCUUCGAUCGCGGGCCCCGCCGCCCUCUGCUACGCGGCCCGCCGCCCUCUGCUACGCGGCCCCGCCCGCCCCCUGCUACGCGGCCCCGCCGCUCUCUUCGGUCGCGGGCCCCGCCGCCCUCUGCUACGCGGCCCCGCCGCCCUCUCGCUACGCGGCCCCUCCGCACUCUGCUACGCGGCCCCGCCGAUCCGCCCAGCAGCAGCCGCCGCCGCCUGCUGAAGCCGCCGGCCGAGCGCCGCGAGCGUCGCCGAGCCGCCGCCGAGCCGCGCGAGCCGCCGCCGAGCCGCCGCCCGAGCCGCCGCCGAGCCGCCCGAGCCGCCGCCGAGCCGCCCCUGCUGUCAUGGCCACCCCCAAUGUUCUUACCUUUGACGCUGAGGGGAGGGCCAUUGACUUUGCCGUCUGGAUUGAAGACCUGCAGCUGUACUUACUGUGUGAUGCGAUAGAUGAGGUCUCUCUCUUUGACUUUGUCUCUGGCGCUGUCCCUGCCCCACCUGCUGAUGCUGACUCUGCCGUUCGCUCCAAGUGGGCGACCCGCGAUGCUGCUGCACGUCUUGCUGUGCGUCGCCACCUCCCUUCCUCUGAGCGUGCCCACUUUAGUCAGUGCAAGACCGCUCAGGCCUUGUACGACGCUGUAGUUGCACGCUACUCCUCCCCUUCCUCCGCUACCCUUAGCCGCCUCAUGCUACCGUUUCUCUUCCCUGACCUCGCUUCCUUUCCCACUGUCGCUGACCUCGUUACCCACCUCCGUGCUAGUGACACCCGCUACCGCGCUGCCCUUCCUGCUGAGUUCCGCGCUGCGAACCCUCCUCCCAUGUACAUCACUCUCUACUUUCUCGUCACCCGUCUCCCUGAGUCCCUUCGUGUCGUUAGGGACCAGUUUCUCUCUGUCUGUCCCACCACUCUCACUGUCGACCUCCUUGAGGAGUCCCUGCUAGCGGCUGAGAAGAGUAUUGUCGCUGUAGGGGCCUCUCGGGGUGACCCUCGCACCCCCAUCUUUGAGGGGUGUGGUCCUUCCCCCCUGCUGCCCUCUGUCGCCUCUGCCGCUGCGGCCGACCUCACUGGUUUUGAGUCGGUCGGCGCGGCGUCUGCCCCCAGCGGCAGACGCCGCGCUGGCAAGGGCAAGGGGGGCAAGGGAGCGGGUGGAGCUAGAGGGGGCGGUGGAGGAGGCGGUGGGGGUGGCGGGGGGAGUGGGGGUGGCGGUGGGGGUGGUGGCGGGAGUGGAGGUACUGGUGGCGGCGGUGGAGGCGGAGGUGGCGGCGGAGGUGGUAGCGGAGGAGGCGGUGGGAGCGGUGGGAGCGACGGUCCUGGUGGGGGAGGUGGAGGUGGAGACGGGGGUGGCGGUGGAGGCGGGGGUGGCAGUGGAGGCGGGGGUCGGAGUGGCUCGUCCCAGCGGAGCAGCUCCGGGGGUGGUCAGCGCCAGCAGCAGCAGCAGCAGCAGCAGCCGCAGCAGCAGCCACAGCAGCAGCAGCGCUCUCGCACCGGGAGAGGUGUGGAGGCGCCCACACUGCCCGCCGCUGCUUUGGCCGCCUGA
Molecule: messenger RNA, 1686 nt
Organism: Closterium sp. NIES-65
Lineage: Eukaryota; Viridiplantae; Streptophyta; Zygnematophyceae; Desmidiales; Closteriaceae
Source: the annotation of a GenBank genome assembly